CCCGGGAGCGGCGGUACCGCCAUGUCCCGCGGGCCGGGCCCGGCCGGGCCCCUGCGCUCCCCUCAGGGCCUGGACCUCGAUGCGGAGCGGGAGAAGAUCCGCCGCGAGAUCGAGCAGCUGGAGCGCAGCCUGCAGCCCGGCGGGACCGACAUCCAGCUGGCCUUGUCCGACUCCAGCCUCAGCUCCGAUGGUGAUGAUGAAGAUGAUGAUGAUGAAGAUUCUUAUGCUGAAAUGGAAGUGGAAGUGGAAGAAGACAGCAGUGAUGAUGAUGAUGAUGAUGAUGAUGAUAUUGAAAGCCUGCCCCAGGAUCCAGAAACCUGCCUGCAGAUGAACCAUGUGUACCAGGACGUUAUCAAGGAAAAGAUUGAGGAGGUGGAGCUGCUCAUUGCACAGAACAGAGCCCAGCAGAAGGAAAUCAUGGAUGAGCGUGACGGUUCAAAAACAACCAAGGCAGGAGAUGGCAGAAAUCUACCAGCAAAUGUGUUUUUGGGUCAUUUUAUGAAGCCAUACUUUAAGGAUAAAAUAACUGGAAUUGGCCCUCCUCCCAAUGAAGAGGCCAAGGAAAAGGCAGCUCAGGGCAUCAAAUCCUUUGAACAGCUGCAUUCAUCCAAGUGGAAAGCUGCAGAGAAGACGCUGCUGCAGAAAUCCGUGGUGAGCGACCGCCUGCAGCGCCUGCUCCAGCCAAAGCUGCUCAAGUUGAGUUAUUGGAAUCAGAAACUGGAGAAAAUCAAGACUGAAACAGAAAAAGAGACCUUGGAAAAGCAAAUCAAAGAUUUGGAGCAAGAAAUAGAGGCAAUUAACCAACUCCCAGAAAGUGACUUAAUAGGAAACAGAUUUGAUGAGCAUGACUGGGACAAGAUUUCAAACAUCCAUUUUGAUGGACAACGUAGCUCAGAAGAACUGAGGAAGUUUUGGCAAAACUGGGAGCAUCCAAGCAUCAACAAAGAGGAAUGGACUGAGGAGGAGCUGGACAGGCUGAAGCAGAUUGCUGCUGAGCACGACUGCCUGGACUGGCAGAGCAUUGCCCAGGAGCUGGGGACAAACAGGACACCUUUCCAGUGCUUGCAGAAAUACCAACUCUAUAACAAAGAUUUAAAAAGGAAAGAAUGGACCAAGGAUGAGGAUCAGAUGCUUUUAGAACUUGUUCAGGAGAUGAGAGUGGGAAGCCAUAUCCCAUACAAGAAAAUUGCUUAUUACAUGGAAGGAAGAGAUUCUGCUCAGCUGAUUUACCGCUGGACAAAGAGUGUGGACCCCAGCUUGAAGAAAGGACCCUGGACACCAGAGGAAGAUGCUAUGCUGCUGGCUGCAGUUAAGAAGUACAAGGAGAAGGACUGGUACAAAAUCCGGAGGGAAGUGCCGGGCAGGAGCGACGCCCAGUGCCGGGACCGGUAUUUAAAAGCAUUGCACUGGGAUGUAAAGAAAGGCAAGUGGAGCUUGGAGGAAGAGGAGCAGCUGAUUGAACUGGUUCAAAAGCAUGGCCUAGGUCGCUGGAGUAAAAUAGCUUCAGAGCUGCCCCAUCGGACUGGUGCCCAAUGCCUGAGCAAGUGGACAGUCAUGAUUGGCUCUAAGAAGAAAAGAUCUGGGGCAAUCAAACGGCGCCACGCUGAGGAGAGCUCCAGCCCCUCAGAGAGCAGCAGUGAGGAGGACCUGGAGCUGGAGCUGGAGCUGGCAAACAACUCAGAGGAGGAGAAGGUGACCACGAGAAAGGAGAAGUUUGCAGUCCCCAGCAUUGACCUGUGGAUACCAACAGGGACAGACAAACAGGAGGCAACCAGAGAGAGACACCAGAUCCAAUCCCUCCUCUCUGCUGCCAGGGCUGGCACAGGGAGCAGCUGCAGUGAGGUUCCAAGGGCAGGGUGUGAUGGAGACAGAGCUGCUGAUAAAUCAUCUGAGCUGAACACCGUGCUCAUGGGCAUUGGAAAUGCCUGUUCCACAGAUGUGCUGGUGAAGAAUCCAGCAGAAGUGAUGGCCAAGGCUUCCCAGUGUGGGAAACACGUGCUGCGGGUUAGCCUGGAGGAGGUGAGGAGAAUACUGAAGACCAACACGCGCUUCCAGAGGAAACUGAUGCCGAGACCUGCCAGGCUUUUAGCCAUGCCCCCUGGAGUGGGUGCAGCUGUUGGCCAGGAUGCCCAGGGGCUGCAGGAGCUGCCCAGGAGAGCUUGGCGCUGGCACAAGGAGCACUGGAGGAGGCUGAGCCUGGACAGGAAGCUGCUGAUGGCAGUGACCCCUUGGGUGGGCAAUGUGCUGCUGCCCCGCACCCUGCGGGCUGGCAGGAUGGCUUUCCACCACACAAAAGCUGCUGCUAUUCACGAGAAGGUUAAGUCAGUGAGUCUCACCAGCACUCCCCUGUUUGCACUGCUUAUUCAGCUCCUCCAGAUUGAUACCAAGGGCUGUAUGAGGAUUAUUAAGGAGAGGAACCUGAGGCAGUUGGAGCUGCUUAAGGCUAAUGCAAAGAGCCCUCAGCAGGCUUCCCAAAAUACAGAGACUUCUUCAGGCAACUCAUCCCAGGCUUGUUCUCAGAGGAAUUCCCAACAGGGCAACCCCAAGAGUGCUGUCAGGAGAGCUCCUGCCUUGAGAGCACGGGCCAGCCCCACUGGUGCCUUGGAGAGCUGUGCCCCAGCUGUGCAGGGAGCUCCCCCAGCCCAGGGCCAAAGGUACAAGGUGAAAACUGUCUCAGAAUUGCUGCAAGAGAAGCGUUGGAGGAGGAUCCAGGCCAGGGCAGCCAUGCAGAGGACAGUGCUGGUUGCCCCACAGGUGCUAGUUUCAGGGCCUUUGAUAAUCCAGCACCCAGCACAGCAAAUCAUUCCCUCUGCACAAGCAGGGAGCACACCUGCAGCAGCUGCUGGGACAGACAGCCAAGUACAGGGUUCACCAGUGCCCACAAGGACUUCAGCUGCAGGUUCUGCUCCUGCUCCUGUGCCUGAAAACCAUUCCUCUGCAGUGCCAGAAACUGGGGAGAGCCCUGGCUGCUCACAAGGGACAGAUCUACAGUCAAGUAAGGACCUAAAAAAGGGAGCUCUGGGAAGCAGCCCUGAAGGAAAGGUUUCUCCAGGUGUGAGUCCAGCUGCAGCAGAGAAGGCCCCAGACCAGGGAGGGUGCAAUGGUCAGGUCACAGCCAGUAGCUCAGCUUCAGCAGUGUUGCACAGCCAGGCUUUUGUGCCUCACCAGGUCACAGUGGUGGCUCUUGGCCUGGAGUCUGGCACCAAUCAAUUGUCCCUUUCCACACCAGUCACCAGUGAGCUGGAGAGUAACAGACCACAGCAGAGGCCAGUCAGCCUGCUGCCUGCUCUGGUCACGCCACAAGCUGCUUCUCCUGUGAUUCCCAGCAGCAUCCUGCCCUUCAAGUGGGUUGUAACCCCCCAAGGUCUGCUCCCCAGCCCUGUGCAGACUCUGGUGGGUGUUCCCCAGGGAAUGCCAGCUGCUCCUGGGGGAAGCCAGGCUCAGACAGCUGUGACUUCCAAUGGCAAUGUCUCUGCUUUGGGAGGGACUCCUGUACCAGCUGAAGCAAAUCCACCUCACCCCAGCAGUGCAGAGACAAAAGGGCCGAGUUCCCAGCUGGCAAGAGUUCCUUUGGGAAAGGCAGCUGGCCAGUCCACAAAUCUCUUACCUGUGACCCCAGUGAGUGCUGGAUGCACCACAUCCAGCGUUUCUGCUGUAACCCCUGCGUGUUCAGAUGGCUCCUCCACGGCUCCAGACUCCUCUGCAGCUCCAGCUGCCAGCCCAGCCCUGUGGGCCUUGCUGCUGCCCCAGACACAGCCCCCUGCCAGCACUCAGGGCUCUGACUCCCAGCCUGUGCCCAGUCCCACCAGCUUGGGAAGGAGCAGUGACUCCAUCACAACAAAUGGAUCAUCCUCCAACCCAGGCAGCAGCAGGAGAGGGGCUGUGCUCUGGCCAGGAGCUGCAGCUCUUCCCAGCAGUGUCCCAGGGAGCUCUGCCUGCUCUGGUGCCCAGGCACUGAGGAACAGACCCAUUGCCUCCAAACCACCGAGCACUGAUGUCCCCCCCCAGCCAAGCACCUCCCAUGCACAGAAGAAUCUCCUUGACUUCAGCCUGAUCUCCCUGGAGGACCAGGGGCUGGUGAAAGAGUGGCUGAGUGGCAAGCAAGGGGUUCAGGUGCCACCAUUGCAGACCAGGCUGCCUUAUCUGCCACCUUUCCUCUGCAGCAUCAAAACUCUCUCAAGGCUCCUUCUGCAGAAAGCAGCUCUGGAGGUGCAAGCAGCCUCUCUCCUGACCUCUGAGGCCAGCGGGGAUGGGGGCACUGGGGAUCUUUUCCAUGCUAUUGGAGAACUGGUGCAGCAGAAACUGGGUGAUAACCCUGCUUACCUCCUGCUGAAAGCCAGAUUCCUGGCAGCCUUCACACUCCCAGCUGUCCUGGCAACUCUGUCUCCUCCCAGAGUGACAACAACUGUGUCAGCCGGGAAGCAGCUUGAGGAGAGUGAUGACGAGGAGUGGCAGAGUGAGAACGAAGUGUUUAAGGAAGAGAGCUGUGGGAAUGAAUUAACAGGAGUACAGGAAGACUGGAGACUUGGGGAUGAGCCUGGAGACGAAGAUGCUGAUUUACUAAAUCAGGACAUGGGGGCUGAGGAGGGCCCUGCUCAGCCUGCCUUGGGCUCCUGCACUGAUGGGGCUGAUGCCAGAGCUCCCCAAAGCAGGAGAAGUGCCCGCUUCAGGAAGAGGAGGAGGACAUGAGAAGGAGAUGUGUUAGUAGCUCCUCAGUGGUUUGUACUUCUUGCUGAGAAGCUGAACCACGUUUGUCUGUGGUUCAGCUCAGACAGUGACUCAUGACCCCAGGAAAGGACUGAAAUGAUCUCUGCUCUUGUUCCCCGAGGACACAGAGUUCUACAGUCACCAUCAAGCACAGCCUAAGGCUGAUAAUAUUUUGGGAAGAGGGAAAGUUGAUGUCUCUACAAUAAAAUUAUAUAUAAACUCAUGAAAUUCAAACAUUUGGCAGCCUUUUAGUUCAUGCCCUGAACCCUACUUAGUAUGCACCUAGUUGGUAGCACUCUACAGGCUUGACAGUGGAGUUUUUCUUUAAUACUUCACCUUUGAGCAACUUGGUGGGGUUUGGGGUUUAUUUCCCCCAUUUGGCUUCAUUUCUGUGCAGUUAUAACAGGUCACCUUCUGCAGGGUACAAAUGGCUGAUGUCCUCAUACCUGCUGAGGCUUUUGGUGCUCUGGAUGGAAUGAACAUGAGCAGUGUUUGAUUGACAUGGUGGUCAGAUGAGACUGGUUGGAGAUUUUUUCUUUUCUUGAAAAUUUAUUUUAGGAACUCCAAAAGGGCAAGUUCCCUGUAAAAAUGUGUGACUGAUAGGAGCUGUUUGUGCUUUGUUACAGGGGUCAUGGAAUGAGCUCUGCCUUCCUGCAUGGCAGGAGGAGAUAAUCUUUGCACUGUUCACCUUUACCACUUCCAAUGCUGACUGGAUGGAGCUGGGGAAGAGGAAAAUGCUGGAUUGAUUUUCCCAUCCCUCAGCAAAAUCCACAUCUGUAGGCAAGGUUUAAAAAUGAUGGAAACUGGCUGGAGGGAAAUCUUGCAGGCACAGACUCCUGCUCUUUCAAACUCCCACCUGCCAUAGAUUCUGAGGGGGAAUAUUGCUAGAAAUGUGGGGAAACAAGCAAUGGUGGUUAUUUAUUUCCUUCUUGUGUUGUUUAUGUGAAUGCUUAUCCAUGUUCAGAAUAUGUUAAUUGGGUGGUUUUUAGUGCUGUGACAGUGGCUUUGCUUGGUAACUGACUGAAUACUGUGGAAUAAGCAGCAGAUUAAUUUUGUAUCAAAAUGACUCUUAAGUAUUUGUUGAAAUACAGAUGUUUUAUU
Molecule: messenger RNA, 5808 nt
Organism: Camarhynchus parvulus
Lineage: Eukaryota; Metazoa; Chordata; Aves; Passeriformes; Thraupidae
Gene: SNAPC4
Product: small nuclear RNA activating complex polypeptide 4
Exons: 22
Coding region: 22-4689 (1555 amino acids)
Source: RefSeq, a predicted model, not a curated record